Messenger RNA from Cucurbita moschata (crookneck pumpkin), 1222 nucleotides. RefSeq lists its product as uncharacterized. The coding region runs from base 185 to 1039 and encodes 284 amino acids. The record is from RefSeq and is a predicted model, not a curated record. Lineage: Eukaryota; Viridiplantae; Streptophyta; Magnoliopsida; Cucurbitales; Cucurbitaceae. The transcript is spliced from 4 exons.
CUUCAAAGCUCUUGGCGGCUGAUUCAAAAUUGGAGCUUAGAUUCCUCAAUCUCACUCCUCGUAAGUUACAAUCUCGAAAUUCAAAGCCUAAUUCGUCCUUCUUUCUUCUGAUUAUCUGUUCUUACUCACGACGCUGAAUAUUAACUCAAGAAUCGAAGUCUCUGAACAAUCGGAGUGUUCCGUAAUGAGUUUCUCGAUGAUGAGUUCUUCAGGAUGUGAAAUUUUGGUGCGAAAUUCUCACCAGAAGACUGUGAAGUGCCAAUUGUUCCAUGAAAGAGAGAAGAAGAUGGUGCUCAAAUUCUCCAAGUCUUGGAUUAACCCUACGAGAGCUCUGCUUAGCAGGCAUGAAGCAAUUGAGUUUGAAGAGAGGACAAGUCCCAUCGAGGUCAGAACAGAGUUAGCAAAAUGCUAUGAAUUGAUAAACAGACUAGGUAAAGGAGUUGUUUAUCUUGGAUCUUCAAGGAUGGGACCCGAUCAUGCUCAUUAUAAGCAAGCGUUCGAGUUGAGUAGAGAGAUUUCAGAACUAUUGGAUUGCACGACUUGGUCAGGUGUCGGUCCGGGUCUUAUGGACGCGGUUACGAAAGGUGCUAUGCAGGCAGGAAAUCCUGUAGGAGGAUUCAAAAUCGGUAGAGAAUCUGGUGAAUGGACAUCCUCAAAGUUUCAUCCAUACUUACCUACAGAGACUUAUUUUACUUGCAGGUUUUUCUCUGCAAGAAAACACGGUCUCGUCGACGCUGCAGUUAGAAGCUGUAGUUCUGAUCGGACUGCUUUCGUUACACUCCCCGGCGGCAUUGGUACUUUCGACGAGGUGUUUGAGAUUCUAGCUUUGAUUCAGCUCAGGAGAAUAGGGUCAGAACUUCCAGUUCCCUUCCUGUUGAUGAACUACGACUCUUUCUACUCGAAACUACUCGAGUUUUUCGAUGAUUGCGAAAACUGGGGUACCUUGGGGAAGGGCGAGGUCGACUCGCUUUGGAAGGUCUGUGACAAUAACGCCGAGGCCGUGGCGUACUUGACCAACUUUUACAAUGUGUCUUCAUGACAGAGUGAAGAAUGAAGCUCAAUUGGGAAGCACACAUUCUACUACAAACAGUAUGCCUCUCUUCUCCUUAACCCUUUUAUUCUUCCAAUGAACCAUUUCAAGUUAAGAGGGCUCAUAGGCAAUGGACAUUCCUUGUUUGUAUCGUUGUAAUAAAUCGAAACGAGCACGUAUACAUGUCUUAAC